Messenger RNA from Anguilla anguilla (European eel), 3523 nucleotides. It is a transcript of the gene crfb12, whose product is annotated as cytokine receptor family member B12. The transcript has 8 exons. The record is from RefSeq and is a predicted model, not a curated record. Gene Ontology annotation, molecular function: protein binding. NCBI's taxonomy places the organism in Eukaryota, Metazoa, Chordata, Actinopteri, Anguilliformes, Anguillidae. Bases 1265 to 2731 code for a protein of 488 amino acids.
GGGCUCCACUUCUGCAUCCACUCCGGAGAGAUUUCCUCCGUUUCUCUUCUCCUGGCAGACUCCUUUGAUCUUUUAUGUUGUCUGUCAAAAAGCUUUUAACGCUCAGGAACAUUGUCUCUGCAUACAGUUAAAUGCAAAGGUAUUGGGACUGGUAUUGGGAUUUGUUGUUUUGGCUCUGUACUCCAGCACAUUGGAUUUGAAAUUAAACAAUGAAUAUGAGACUCACGUGCAGACUGUCAGCUUUAAUUUAAGGGUAUUUGCAUCAGUAUUGGGCGAACUAUACUUUUGCAUCUAACUGUACACUCCAAACAAAGCAAUACAGGAGAGUGGUUUUUGUUACUUUUGAUAUCAGUGGUCGUAAUUUAUCAAAAAUUUCAAAAAGUGUAAAAACUGUAUUGUAACUCACUCUGGAUGAGAGUACUCGUUAAAUGCCAGUAAAGUAAAACAAAGCAAAGCUAACAGUGCUUUGGCAGUGCAUGCAUUAUUUCCAAAUAUUUUUGGUGUUAGACUUGCCACCUAUGUGGCGUGUGGGUGAUAUGACAGUGAACACAAAUACCUGUGUUAAUUUGAGUUACCUGUGUUAAUCAGCUCGCUGGCUUUUUUCCAUGACGUUCCCCAUCACAGGUUAUUAAACUGCAUUAAUUACCUGUGAAAAUAUGCACUGUAAUCACAGCAGUCAGAUUGACACUGGUCAUUAUUGCUAAAUGAUUGCGUCAACUAAGUGCUUUGGAUACCACGACUACGUAUUCUGCUUUGACUUUAAAUUUCUCCACAAGCUAAUUAAAUUAUACAGGUAUCAGGCUGAGGUGUCAGCUAUGACACUUGGACAAGAAUGUCACCAAACAUUGUCGGGCAAAAUGUUCUGGAAAGUACUCCCCGAACUGAAGUGCUCACCAUAAGCACAGCCUUGUCACUUUUGUCCCACCAGGGGCAGGGUGGGGUUCAGUUGUCCAAGCGUUGCUUGUGUUUCCACAGAACAGGUUUCUCCCACAGCCAUAAGAGACACCCGUAGGCUACAAGCUGUCAUCGGUGAGACAUACACCUGACCUUAGAUUGAUGCUUUUUCUUUUUCGCUCUUUUCUGCAUGACUGUGUUGACCGUAGGGUGUCUUUGCCUUACUGGUUCGCAGGUGAGCAUGCAGAUGUCAGCUGCAGUGCUGCUUGCUCAGGUCGCAUUGAUUCCAGAGCUGGAGAGCCAUUUGCCAUGACACUCCAUUGGCUGGGCUGAUGUCAGGGAACAGCAGGCAGCUGGACUCCCUGAUCCAAUGAGCUGGUCCUCCAUCACUGGUCUCACCUGCCUGCUGUGCUGCGUUGUGUUGUCAGCUGGCAGGGUGUCUCCCCCACAGAACCUGAGCGUGACAUUUCUGGAUUUCAGGGGUGAGGUGAACUGGUCCCCUGGUAUAGGAAACCCACCAGGAACCACAUACACUGUGGAAAUGCUGCCUAUUGGAAGCAAGAGUUGGAGUCGAUUGGAGACGUGCACUGACAUAGAAUCCACCACAUGCCAUCUCAACUUUAACCUGACUAUGAAUGACCUGUUGGACUCCUAUUACAUCCGGGUCAAAGCCUCAUGGGGUGGGAACAGCUCCAGCUGGAUCAGCCUGGACACGGUCCAGCCAUAUGGGAACACUCUGCUGAGUGCCCCGACCCUGAAUUUGUCUGUCCAGGAGACAGAUAUAUUUGUGCACAUCCGCAUGCCCCAGCUUGUUCUCUCUGUGCUGCCCAAACUGAGAUACAAGGUCCGGGUCUCUGAGGGAGCCAGUGGAGAUGACGAAAAGUGUGAGAUGCUCAGAGAGUCCUCCUAUGUGUGCAAAAUCCUGAGCCUGGGCCAGCGGUACUGUGUCAGGGCCUCCGCCAUCCACAGACAGCAGCAGACUAAACCACACCUCUCCUCAGUGAAGUGUGUGGACGUGCCUGACAAUACCACAGGUUUGCGAAAAGAUAUACUGAAGCAUAUAGGUAUGGCAACCUUAGCAUUGCUGCUGGUCAUAAUUGGCGUCAUCAUAACACCCAUGUACAUUUACAUGAAGCCGAAGGCAUCAGAUCUCACACCCAGUUCACUGAAAGUAGUUGGCGGAGCUAGCAGGAUCUUGAUGGCCAUUCCAGCUGAAGCUCCGUCCCCCUUGGUGCGUGUCAUCACCCCUUCCCUCAGGAGUGGCAUGACAUUGCAAGAGUACCCGUCAUCCUGCAACUGCAGUUACGAGUGCAGGGUUCCCAUUUCCUGCUCGGUGCAAACCGCUGAUUUUCCCCUACCUGCGGCAGAUGAGGAGGAACUGGAAGAGCAACAUCUCUCACCCUGCCCGUAUGCUGGGACGUUGGAUGAGGAAGUGCAGGGGAAUGACAUUUUGGAGGGGGAGACUCACAGCGCAAGGCCGCUUUUGGGAGAAAGGGACUGGCAGCUAGACCGGGGUCCCUCUUGCCUGGAUGUGCCAAUGACUAGCCUGAGCUUGUGUCUGGACUCUGGAGAACCAUGGGAAAGCUGUGGAGAGAGUGACAGUGUCAGCACAGAAGGAGAGGAGACGGACGUAGGAGCGAAGCUUCUGGGUCAGUCCCAGAGGAAUUCUGCUGGGGACCUGUCCAGUUCACUGGAGACCCUUGCUGAGCCUGACCCUAGCUCCACCUACCCCACUGGGUAUGAGCCCCACUUCAGUCCAACCUCGUGUGAGCCCAACUCCUCUGCCUGCUCCCCCUCACCUACGUUUGGACAGUCAGUGUUGUAUUUAAAGAGGUGACCAGAGAAACAUCACCAGUGGAAGGAUUUAGAGGACUGUGGAAGGAGGCCAAUUUAAGUUGGGUUUAGUGCCAUUACAUAAAUUGCAUUGAUGCUCUUAGCAGAAGUAAAUUAUAAAGCGAGGGGAACUUUGGAAAGUGGAAUUACUUGUUGGAUUAGUACAUCAGAAGAUCAGUAUCAAAACUGCUGUGACAUAUUGCACUGGAAAUGUUUACCUGGAAGCCAUUUGAUGAAGCCAGUCUACAGUACCUUUAUUUACCUAAUCUUCUGAAAGACAUGCAAUGUCAUCCAAUUAUUUCUGAGGAGAUAUAAUGAAUGAGAAGAUGUUGCAUUGUGGUUCCUGAUUGAAAAUGUGAUUUUAAUGAUCUGCCUCCGUGUGUGUAUGUGUGUGUGUGUGUGAGUGCGUGCGUGUAUGUAUGUGUGUGCAUAUGUGCGUGUGUAUGUGUGCGAAUGUGUGUGUGUGUGUGCAUACAAAUGAUUUAUGUUUACACAUGGCUCCUUGCCUAAGGCCUGCGAUUGAGACUGCAAUUAUUUGCAUUGCAUUUGUUACUGAGAGACCUGUAGCUAACUGGUAAAAUUCAUUACGCAAUGCUGAGAUGGACAGAAUUAGGGUGCUGUUUUCUAGACUGUACAAAAAAUGAAGAUAUAUUUUAUGAUAUGGAACAUAUAAUACUGUUUACACCUAAAUAUACUUGAAAAUAUAUAAUAUUAUAAACAUAUUGCUAAAUAUAAAGCAAAAUAAAUGUGUUCACAUUAAAGGGACAGAAGCUUGUCUAUUUUUCACAUUGCGUAC